AUGGGUAACCUUCUGACAACACCUGACCGAGAGGCUCGUGUAACUUCAGCCCGCGCUGAGGACUUUGCGAUCACGACGCCAGGGACAUUCGAUGAAGAUCCUGCCACCUUUACUAAGAACCAUAUAUGCCUUAAGUCCGCGCUAGAGGCUAUAAUAACCAUGCCAUUGAGCGAAGUGCCGUCGCCUCCACGUUUCAAACACUGCGCACCCGUACGACCACCCAAUAGCCCUGAAACCGAUCGAUGGUCAUUCCAAGGAUCGUCGCGAUCUGGAUCUGCACACUCACCACCACCGCACACCAAGCGUUAUGAUACACCUAGCGAUUCCGGCUCGUACACAGACAAGUACGCGGACAUGAGUUCAGACUCGGACUUCUUCCAACUCAUAGUUGGACCAGCUGUUGACAUAUUCGUCGGCCCUGAGGAAGUACAUUUUACCUUACCGCGUAAACUCCUCUAUUAUCAUUCGAGAUUCGCGGAGCGCGCUAUAGAAGGAUUCUUCCGCGAAGCCUCCGAGAAGGCGCUUAGGCUUCCGCAAGAUGACCCCGAGGUCUUCUACUGGCUGGUACAAUGGAUGCUCCAAGGAAACCUUGAAAUGGUGGAGCAACUCCGACAGAAAUAUCAAUGGAAGAACGGUAGACAGGAUUGGCGCGAAUACGCUUGCCGUCUCCUAUGCCGGCUUUGGAUUCUUGGCGAUAAGAUUCUGCAUGAACCCGAGUCGAGCAGAAGAUGGCCUGGGAUAUCUUUUGCUUGGAGUAUCCGUUGGGGCUUGCAUGACUUGUUUUGCGGCGCUCAGGACGAUAAUUUGCGAACACCCUUGAUACCAGAUAUUGUCAUUGAGGUAUGGCAGAAUACCAUGCCGGACAUUGAAGAGCCCGGCAAGCAUCGGUUUGGACCUCGAGACCGGAGCUUACGCCAGAUACUGUUCGACGAGCUCUGCGAUUCACAUUUUCACAAAACGGGAGUCUUUGACUGCUCGGAGUACUCCAAGUGCUUUAUGUUGGACGGUGGCAAGUUUGCGGCGGAUGUGCUUGCGUAUCUCAUGCGUUUUGCCAAUAUGAAUUUUGAUGAGCGAAAUGUAGAAAUGCAGUGGGAUUGA
This is a messenger RNA of Letharia columbiana, 1098 nucleotides long. RefSeq lists its product as uncharacterized. The record is from RefSeq and is a predicted model, not a curated record. The transcript is spliced from 2 exons. The coding region runs from base 1 to 1098 and encodes 365 amino acids. Lineage: Eukaryota; Fungi; Ascomycota; Lecanoromycetes; Lecanorales; Parmeliaceae.